This is a messenger RNA of Sodiomyces alkalinus F11, 2145 nucleotides long. Its product is annotated as DEAD-domain-containing protein. Gene Ontology annotation, molecular function: nucleic acid binding; ATP binding. Gene Ontology annotation, cellular component: mitochondrion. The transcript has a single exon. The record is from RefSeq and is a predicted model, not a curated record. NCBI's taxonomy places the organism in Eukaryota, Fungi, Ascomycota, Sordariomycetes, Glomerellales, Plectosphaerellaceae. Bases 440 to 1912 code for a protein of 490 amino acids.
GCCCUACCUCAGUUCAUCAUCACCUCUCCUCAAACUCAACAUCUCGACUCUUUCCCUCUCUACUUCCGCAAAGUAUCCAGCACAGGGUGAUUUAUACGGAUUCCAAUAUAGAACGCAACCAAAUCACAAGUCUUCUAUGACUGAAUCAAAGCGCCACGCUGACCGUCGACGCGGCAAAGGUCGUGGGCCCCGACGUGGCCCAUCCAGCCAGGGCCAUGGCCAUGGUCAUGGUCAUCAUGCCCAGCCAGACAGAGAUUCAGCGUCUUCAACGGCCCCAGCCUCACCGCAACAGUCGGGAAAGGGACUUACUGAUGAAAUCGCUGAUGAGACUGUCCGUCUUUCCGUCAACGAGCCGGUCCCGCUGGCGAGCAGGAGCUUCGCCGAGCUGUCAGGGAGCAAUCUUGUGCAUCCCUUGCUCGUACAGACCAUCACGGAGGACAUGAAAUUCGACUUCAUGACACCCGUUCAAGCCGCCACUCUGGAUGAGCUCCUGCCGCCCAAGAGAAGCGACUGUCUCGUCCAAGCCAAGACCGGAACAGGGAAGACCCUCGCCUUCCUGCUGCCGGCCCUGCAGACCAUGCUCACCCAAAGGCGCGCCCCCGACGCCGGCAUCUCGCUCCUCGUCAUCUCGCCCACGCGCGAGCUGGCCAUGCAGAUCUCCGCCGAGGCCACCAAGCUGCUGCAGAGGCUACCGCAGUACCGCGUCCAGAUCGCCAUCGGCGGCACGAACAAGGACCGCGAGGAGAAGCAGAUCCUGGGCGGCUGCGCCAUCCUCGUCGCCACCCCGGGCCGCAUGCUCGACCACAUGUCGAACGAGGACGUCCUCUACGCCCUGCGCCACCUCGACUCCCUGGUGCUCGACGAAGCCGAUCGCCUGCUCGACAUGGGUUUCAUGCGAGACCUAAAGAACAUCGUCCACCAGCUCCCCGACAAGAAGGAGACCAACCGCCAAGGCAUGCUCUUCUCCGCCACCAUCGCGCCCCACGUCGAACAGGUCGCCGGCCUCGUCCUCUCGCCCGGCUACAAGUUCAUCUCCACCAUCCCCGCCGGCGAAGCCAACAUCCACCAACGCGUCCCCCAGUACCUCGUCGAGGUGCCCAGCUUCGGGUCCGUGGCCCCCGCCAUGGUGAGCUGCGUCCGCCAAGAAGCCGCGCGGGACGCCGACUUCAAGGCCAUCCUCUUCGCCCCGACCGCCGCCCUGGCCGACUUUUACGGCCACGUCCUCUCGGCCCUCCCCGGGCUCCCCCCGGUGACCAUCCUGCACAGCCGCAUGUCGCAGAACAAGCGCACCAAGAUCACAAACGACUACCGCGACGCGCGCAGGGCCGUGCUCGUCGCCACCGACGUCGUGGCCCGCGGCAUGGACUUCCCCGGCAUCACCACCGUCAUCCAGAUCGGCCUGCCCGCCGACAAGGAGAGCUACAUCCACCGCCUGGGCCGCACGGCGCGCGCCAACGCCGACGGCCGCGGCAUCUUCAUCGUCGCCCAGGCCGAGGCCGCCUUCCCCAAGUGGAACCUGAAGGACAUCACCUUCAUCCGCCCGGGCCCCGAUCUGUCGUCCGCCGGCGAGGUCCUGGCCAUCGCCGAGAAGAUGGACGAACAGGAUACGGCCCGGAUCUACCAGGCUUGGCUCGGCUACUACCACAACCACCUCAAGAUCCUCCGGUGGGAUAAGGAGGAGUUGGUGAGGCAGGCGAACGUUUACGCGCGCGAGGGCCUCGGCUCCCCUGAUACCCCGCCUAUUGGCAAGUCCACGGCUGGGAAGAUGGGCUUGCGAGGCGUUAGGGGGUUGGUCGUUGUUCCGGAUCGGCCUGGUGGUGGCGGGGGUGGAGGUGGAGGUAGAGGCGGAGGCGGAGGCAGAGGUGGAGGCGGAGGCGGAAGAGGACGCCGUAAUCGUGGUAGCAACGCGUAAGUACGGCGUUUGAUUUGCAUUGGUGGGGAUCCAGGACAUACAUGUAGACAUUACUGUUGUGGGCUUCUGAGCAUUGCAGGCGAUAACCAAGCCCUCGUAUUGUGUACAGAUAUUGGGACAUGAUAGAUAUCCGAGACCUCACGAUUUGUUACGAUCAUUUCCAGCAUGACGGGGUCACCAUAGAUACACGGACUUUUCUUUAUGACUUACAAUACACUUGUCGUUAAAUGUCA